Aaosphaeria arxii CBS 175.79 is the source of this 898-nucleotide messenger RNA. RefSeq names its product Mog1p/PsbP-like protein. Bases 78 to 632 code for a protein of 184 amino acids. The record is from RefSeq and is a predicted model, not a curated record. The transcript is spliced from 3 exons. Gene Ontology annotation, cellular component: nucleus. Lineage: Eukaryota; Fungi; Ascomycota; Dothideomycetes; Pleosporales. Gene Ontology annotation, biological process: protein import into nucleus. Gene Ontology annotation, molecular function: small GTPase binding; guanyl-nucleotide exchange factor activity.
UCGAACAAUAUCUCGCAUUCCAGGAUUAAACCACCCGCACACAAACAAUUUCCUACACAAACUCGCAGAAAAUAAUCAUGUCUUUCAAAUCCACUCCUCUUUACGGCGGUGCCAUCACCGUAGACUUCCCAACCGGAUUCGGCGACGCGAGCAACAUCCGCCAAAUUCCAGACCACCAGGAGGUGUGGCUCGAUGCCGAUGGCUACUCGAGCAUCGUCGUCGACAUCCUCGAGUACGUGAACAAGACAAGCGAUGAGGAGGCGCUGCAGUACCACUUCCACGACCUGAUCGAUGGCACGGGUGAUAGUACGAAUAUGCUCGAACAGGCCAGCGCGUCCAUGCCCAAGACACCAAACAAACCCGUCUACACUCUCUCUUUCAUCCAGACACCACAACCCAACCCCCGGAAGAAGGAGCCCGAGUUCGUAGCCAUCCAUCUCAUCCUCCUCCGUCUCAAGGAGCAGGCCACAGACAUCAUGGUCACGGUCAACCUCCCGCACUACGCCAACGAGUACGUCAAGGCCGGAGAGGGCGACGCGGGCGUCACGCCGUUGAUGAGGAGUGGGGAGGCGGUUGCGAAGAGGAUUCUCGAGAGCUUCCAGGUCAACGAUUGGGGGCUUUUCGAAGGGUGAAGAGGGGAACGUUUGACGAUAGUUGUAGAGGAUUCCUCUAGAUAGCAGUUUUUUGGAUAAAGGGAUUUUACGAUGAGAUCAUUCAGAAAUAGAAGUUGUUCAAGUCAUUGUUGCACUGCAUAUGUGUUCACUCGCUCAUUCACUGCUCGUUCACCACACUUUCACUGCUUGUUCACUACACUUUCACUACACUUGCGUUGCAGAUAGGACUAGCAACGUUUUAGAAAUCAAUAGGCAAGGAACUAAAUCUCUUCGUUACAUAGCAC